This is a messenger RNA of Symbiodinium sp. CCMP2592, 2361 nucleotides long. NCBI's taxonomy places the organism in Eukaryota, Dinophyceae, Suessiales, Symbiodiniaceae. The record is from the annotation of a GenBank genome assembly.
AUGUUUCGUGUGGUCUGCAAGCUCAUCCUCCUCGCCUUUUCCAACGAAAUCCAGAACGCUACACCGGAGAAGAUGGUGUAUGCUCUGAUGGUUCGAGACCCGACGGAGGUGUUUAUCCCGAAGAAGAAGCUCAGCAAUAAGUGGCAAUUGAUUUGGAUAUUCCAGGAAUGUGCCCCAGCGGGAUCGGUGUUGGACACCACAACGCUGGAUUGGAAGACCAGCUCAUGCAGAGAUGUUGAGCCCGUGAAGUCCGAACAGCAGGCUCUCCGAUUGGUGAAGCCGGAGCUCGGCAAUGUCUUGUCCAGGCUCCAUGGCCUGGCGAGCACAUGUUGGCAGCACGCGGCUUCCUCGGACCUGGCCACGAUCAAGGCCCUGGCCGUUCUGCUGGGCGUGUCCAUAGCAGCCAACAAGGACUCUCUGGAUGAGAUGAUUGCUUGGCGGUUGGCGAGGCAGUCGCCAGAGUCCUGGAAGCGCGAGAAUCAGCUCGUCGCGCUGGCCUUACUUCUGAAGGCACCGCCCAAGGCGGCGACCGAGGCAGAGUUGGUCCAGCGGCUCCUGAACUCUUUACAGUCCAUCGCCACAGCGUCGCUGUGCGUCCUCUUGACUGCCCCUGCAGGAAACACCCUCGACGAGGCCAAGCAGGGGGUUGUUUCGAAGCGCGAGCCCCAGUCAAGAAUUGCGAGUCUAUUUUCCAUGGCCCCGCGAAGUCGCGUGCCCUUGAAGGCCUGGCGCGUACUCCUCCAGGGCCUCCAGCGUGGCAGCCAUUUCGAGCUGAAGCGGCAGCAGAUUCUCCACUUCUUCGAUGCGGCUGGAGACCUCCAGAUCCACAUUCCACAGUUCACUAUGGGCAUCACUGCGUGCGGCGAGGCUUCCGCCUGGAAGGAAGCUAUAGCGAUCUUCGACAUGCUUCCCCGUGCGAGGCUGAGUCCCAACACAAUUAGCUACAACACCACGAUCCGUGCAUGCGAGAAGGGCGGCCAGUGGCGCGCGGUCUUGCAGCUGCAUCAUGAAAUGCUAGCUGCAACAGUGCAAGCCGACGUCCUCAGCUUCAAUUCGGCCUUGCGGUCCUGCAACAGCUGCUCUCAAUGGCCACUGGCCUUGCAGCUCUUUCCAUCCAUCGCGAAGAUCGGUCUCUCGCCCAACGUCCACAGCUACAACGCCCUACUCCACUCCUACGAGUCAGGCAUGCAAUGGCAGCAUGCUCUGCGUGAAUUCGAUGCGAUGGCCCAGAUAGAUGCGGUCAGCUAUAACACCACUCUUCGUGCCUGCCGGAAGGGCCAUGCCUGGCAAGCAGGCAUCCAAAUAUUGAGCUGCAUGCUCAGGUCUUCUUUCGUGCCAGAUAUCUUUAGCUACAAUGCAAGUAUCAGCUCUUGUGAGAAGGGCUCACAGUGGCUGUUGGCUCUGCAUUUGCUGGACCUCAUGCCGACAGUUUCCAUCACACCCGACACUAUCAGCUACAAUGCUGCGUUGGCCGCCAUCAAGGCAGCCGAAGCCUGGCAAUGGGCAUUGCGUUUGCUCAACUCCAUCCCGGCCAACAGUCUCCUUGCAGAUGCAAUCUCCUUCAACACCACCCUCACUGCCAUGGUCGAUGCUGCCCACUGGGAGAAGGCUCUUGGUCUCUUCGAUGUCAUGCCUGAGCGUCAGGUCCAGCCAAAUGUCAUCAGUUACAAUGCCGCUAUCAGUGCCGCGGCAGUCGAGUCGCGUUGGCAAUCGGCAGUGGAGAUUCUUCGUACUGCGAGGGAUGGAAAGCUCGCAUGCGACGUGAUGUCCUACAACGCAGUGCUGAAAUCUCUCGAGCUUGUCAAACACUGGGCUUUGGCUUUCGAACUGCUGAAUUCGAUGCCCAAAGCACGGGUAUCUCCAGAUGUUAUCUGCUACAGCAUGGCCAUUGGAGCCUCAAGUGGUGAGGAGCAGUGGGAACGGUCCUUGCUCCUGUGGGCUUCGCUGGUGGACAAGCAGCUCCGCCCGGAUGCUGUCACGUACCACGCUGCCAUGAUGUCCUUCGACAAGGGCACACAGUGGGAGCGAAGCCUGGCACUCUUGCGUUCCAUGUCCAGGAACUCCGUACAGCGAAUCCCGCCGAGCUACAACAUGGUCAUCAAUGCUUGUCAGAGAGCUGCAGAGUGGCAACUGGCUCUGGAGCUCUUGCGAUCCAUGUCAGGAGACCGUGUGACACCAAGCGCGGUCAGCUACAGCGUGUCGAUCAACGCACUCCAGCGCGGCGAGCAGUGGCAGCUGGGUCUGCUGCUCUUUCACACACUGCCGGAAGCGGAUAUUACUCCAGACCAAUCAUGCUAUGAUGCAGCGCUGGCAUGCUGCCAGACUGCGGCCGAUGCGCGAACGCUUUGGCGCGACAGCUGA